Messenger RNA from Plasmodium inui San Antonio 1, 2667 nucleotides. RefSeq lists its product as hypothetical. Lineage: Eukaryota; Apicomplexa; Aconoidasida; Haemosporida; Plasmodiidae. The record is from RefSeq and is a predicted model, not a curated record. Gene Ontology annotation, molecular function: serine-type endopeptidase activity. The coding region runs from base 1 to 2667 and encodes 888 amino acids. Gene Ontology annotation, biological process: proteolysis. The transcript has a single exon.
AUGCAGAACAGCGCGACGGGGAUCAGGAAGAUCCCGCCGUUUAUGAAGGAGCUGGAGGAGGCGUACAACAUAUGUCACAGUGGAGGAAACGUCAUCGAAAAGUGCUUCUUCGCCAAGGAGGUGAAGAGGAGCAUAAACAAGCGGGAGGUGCACAUGUACCAGCUGUGUAUCAUUCACUACCAGAUCAGCAAUAAGGAAAAGAUUUACAAAAUGUCAUGCAUCGAAGAGGAUCUAGACAUGAGCAACACCUUCUAUGAUGGGGAGUUAAAAAUGUACAUGUCGAAAGACGGCAGUGUAGGAUGCUUAUUUUGUAAUGACGAGAAAAAAAGGAGAAUCGAUUUAUUUAAAAAUGAAACAAAAAACGGGAAAUUCUACGUCACCUGUAUGAACAACGUACCGAUAGGUACAGACACACAUAGGCGGUUCUUCAUGCAUGAAUCGUUUUGCUCGUUCAAUGCCAGCAAGACGCUGAUGAUUUACAGUGCCGAAAGUGAUGACAUGAAGUUGAAGAAGGAGAGUAGCUUUAUGCAAAAGAGAGACCUCGAAAUUUUAAAAAAAAUUAACAAUCAGAUUUAUACCGAAACGUUUGGAGAGCAGUUCGACUAUUCCUUCUUCAAUCUGUUUGUGUACAAUUUGAUGGACAAUACGGUUAAGUACGUAACUGUGAAGGACGUGUCGGGGUGUUAUUAUAGUCCGCAGUUUAUUGACGACACUUCUUUUGUGUGCCUCUCUUACCGGACCAUUCCUUACCGACUAGGGAUAUAUGCCUUUAAUGUUAGACCCAACGAUCUGUACCUGUGCACGCUGAACGACUCGGAUGUAGAGCCCUGUGAUGGGAGAGAUGGGGGAAGAAAAGGGGGUGCAAUUCCCGGUGGUGGAACUCCCGGUGGGGGCGGCCCUUGCCAGGCGAGUGAACGCAAUCGGAAGAAUCACAUUCGGUGCGCCUAUGCCAAAUUGUCCGGAAAAAAUUUCAAACAUACAGCUUCGCCACUCGUAAUUAGACACGACGAUUCCUGCGUCUUUGUGGCCUGUCUGGUCGUUCUUGCUAAAAAUGACGAGUCGAAGCAGCACUUAAUGGAGUACAGCCUGGUACUGAUAAAGCUGGUGAAGGAGGACGCCAACGCGCGGGCGAAGAGAAAUCGGGGAAGCGUACCACAGGAGGAGAAGCACGAGGUGGAGGUGGAGAGCGGUUUCUACUCCAGUGAGGAGGACAGUGACGGGACGAAUGAGUUGGAGCAGGCGGGCAAUGCUACAACUGUAGCCACAACAGGGGGGGGGACGCCCAGCCAUCCCGCCAGUACUGCUACCAUUUCCCCGAGUCAAGAUGACAUAUGCAACUAUAAGAAGGCAGAAACCGAUGUGAUCAUUCGAGAGGGCAGCUAUACUCCAUUUUUCCGUGGGCUGUACACGAACGAAAUAAAGGGGUGCUGCUACCCAUACCUCUUCCUAAACACAAUCUUCUAUUGCAGCAAGAUUGCCAUCGCUGUGCAUAUGUUUACGAAGAAGAUACAUCGAAUUCUAAUACAUAACAUUUACAGCCAAAAUGAUAUGAACACAAGUAUGGAAAUUAUGUGUAUGAAGGAGAACAACCUGCUGGUGAGUAUCCGAAAUAUGCUUCUUAACGACGUGCUGGUGUAUUGCCUAUUCAACGAAUCGGACAUAAGUGGAGACUACGUAUAUCUGACGAACGUACGCAGUUAUAACUUAGACUUUACGGCGUACGAAACGAUUAAGAAGAAGCAGACGAGCAUCAUUUAUGCCAAUGUAAACGACAUGUCGGAGAAGCUGUUCUUGUUGUUGAGCCAAAUGGAAACAUCUCUAUUCAAUGAGAAGCAUCCAUAUAUUAGGAGAAAAGAUGCGACUUUUAACAUGCUAUACGAGAGUGAAUCCGAAUUUCAAUAUGAUGUGCAGAAGAGGGGACUACAUAUGCCAAACUUUAAUCUGUUUAAUGAGAAACAUAAAAGGAACCUAAUUUUGUACAUCCAUGGGGGACCCUACUCGAUUUGUCUCAAUGAGUACAGAAGUGUCUUCAUUUUUUUUGCCGCCUGCGGAUUUGACGUCCUUUGCGUUAACUACAUUGGGUCGCUAGGAUUCUCUGACAAACCGAAUGUUCUAAAUGGCCACGUAAAUUCUAUCGAAAUUAAGGACAUCAUAGAUACGUUUAAGAACUUCUACAAUUAUUUUGGCGACUAUGAGAAUGUCUAUCUGUAUGGUGGAUCCUACGGUGGCUUCGCCUCGUGUGCAAUUUUAACAAAGUCCAACCUGUUUAGAAGCUGCUGCGUGAUUAAUGGGAUAUACGAGUGGGUUCUUUCCGCUCACUCCAGUGAUGUUCCUGAUUAUUUCUUAAACUUAUGUUUGAACAAGCCUGCAGAAUAUGACUGCUUUUUUAGUAAGUGUGACUAUUCCAGUAUGUACGAGAUGUCUCCGUUGCACUAUGUGCAGAAUAUCUCCACGCCCAUCUUGAUUGUUGCGUCCAAGGAUGACUUGCGUGUCUCCCACCACAACAGCCUCUGCCUCUACAAGCGCCUGCGCGCGCUUAAGAAGAAAUGCAAGCUCUUCCUCUUCGACGACUGCACGCACUCGAUUAAGAACAGGUCCUGCGAGGAGACCCUCCUCAUGAAUGUCAUCCUCUGGUUUUACGACUACGACGAUAGGAAGAAGCGAUAG